Molecule: messenger RNA, 3039 nt
Organism: Sesamum indicum (sesame)
Lineage: Eukaryota; Viridiplantae; Streptophyta; Magnoliopsida; Lamiales; Pedaliaceae
Gene: HSP89.1
Product: HEAT SHOCK PROTEIN 89.1
Biological process (GO): protein folding
Molecular function (GO): ATP hydrolysis activity; ATP-dependent protein folding chaperone; ATP binding
Source: RefSeq, a predicted model, not a curated record
CUAAAACCCCCCAUUUCUUCUUAAACCCUACCCCUUCUCACUCCCCAACACACACCCCAAAUCGGCAACUCUGCUCUCUCUCCCUACCCACAUAAUCAUUGGCGAAAAUGCACCGGCUGUCGAGGCGUUCCGUCUCCGCUAUCCUCCGAAAUGCCGCUACGCGUUACCGUCCACUCUCAUCCUCGUUUCCUCUCGAUCAUCACCUGGCUGGACAGAAUGAUACGACAAAGAGAUGGUGUUCUGUGUUGACAACUGGUACCAGCAAUGGUAUUGGUGAUACCAAGCUGUUUAACAUGAAAAAUGGUCCUGUUGUGGGCCGUCGCUUUGAGUCUACUGCUGCUGCAUCUGAUGCAUCAUCCCCACCAGCUGAAAAAUUUGAGUACCAAGCAGAGGUUAGCCGUCUGAUGGACCUUAUCGUGAAUAGCUUAUAUAGCAACAAGGAUGUGUUUCUUCGGGAGCUUAUCAGCAAUGCAAGUGAUGCCUUGGACAAGCUGCGGUUCCUUAGUGUUACUGAUCCCCAACUUUUGACAGAUGGCGUGGACCUUGACAUCCGCAUCCAAGCUGACAAGGACAAUGGAAUUAUUACAAUUACAGAUACUGGGAUUGGCAUGACUCGGCAAGAGCUUGUUGAUUGUCUUGGUACUAUUGCACAAAGUGGAACUGCGAAGUUUUUAAAAGCAUUGAAGGAGAGCAAGGAUGCUGGUGCUGACAGCAACUUAAUUGGUCAGUUUGGAGUGGGAUUCUAUUCAGCUUUCCUUGUUUCGGAGCGGGUUGAGGUUUCAACAAAGAGCCCUAAAUCUGAUAAACAAUAUGUAUGGGAAGGAGAAGCCAACUCUAGUUCCUAUACCAUCCGAGAAGAGACCGAUCCUGCUAAGCUCAUUCCACGGGGAACUCGCCUGACUCUUUAUCUAAAGCAUGAUGACAAAGGGUUCGCACAUCCAGAAAGAAUUCAGAAGCUUGUUAAAAACUAUUCACUGUUUGUUUCCUUCCCAAUUUACACAUGGCAAGAGAAGGGAUACACUAAAGAGGUUGAGGUUGAUGAGGAUCCUGAUGAGGAUCCGGCUGAAGCUAGCAAGGGUGAACAAGAUGGGAAGACUGAGAAAAAGAAGAAGACUAAGACAAUAGUCGAGAGAUAUUGGGAUUGGGAGCUUACAAAUGAGACCCAGCCAAUAUGGCUCCGUAACCCUAAGGAAGUCACUACAGAGGAAUACAAUGAGUUCUACAAGAAAACAUUUAAUGAGUACUUGGAACCUCUUGCCUCUUCACACUUUACAACUGAGGGUGAAGUGGAGUUUAGGUCUAUUCUGUAUGUUCCAUCUAUAGCACCCACAGGGAAGGAUGAUAUAGUGAAUCCCAAGACAAAGAAUAUAAGGCUCUACGUCAAACGUGUAUUUAUUUCUGAUGACUUCGAUGGUGAACUGUUCCCUCGAUAUUUGAGCUUCAUUAAAGGUGUUGUGGACUCAAACGAUCUUCCUUUGAAUGUCUCACGUGAAAUCCUUCAAGAAAGUCGUAUUGUGCGGAUCAUGAGGAAACGUCUGGUGCGAAAGGCCUUUGACAUGAUUCUGGGAAUAACUAUGAGUGAGGAUAAAGAUGACUACGUGAAGUUCUGGGAGAAUUUUGGCAAACACAUAAAGUUAGGCUGCAUUGAAGAUCGUGAGAACCACAAGCGCAUUGCUCCACUAUUACGGUUCUUCUCAUCCCAAAGCGAGGAGGAUAUGAUCAGCUUGGAUGAGUACGUGGAGAACAUGAAACCUGAGCAGAAAGAUAUUUAUUAUAUUGCUGCGGACAGCGUAGCUAGUGCAAGGAAUACACCCUUCUUGGAGAAACUUGUUGAAAAGGAUAUUGAAGUCCUUUUCUUAGUAGAUCCUAUAGAUGAGGUUGCCAUACAAAAUCUGAAAUCAUACAAAGAGAAGAAUUUUGUUGACAUCAGCAAAGAAGAUUUAGAUCUGGGUGACAAGAAUGAGGAGAAGGAAAAAGAGAUAAAGCAAGAAUUUGGUCAGACUUGUGACUGGAUCAAGAAACGCUUAGGUGACAGAGUUGCCAGCGUUCAAGUCUCAAAUCGUCUCAGCACAUCACCUUGUGUUCUUGCCUCUGGGAAGUUUGGUUGGUCUGCCAAUAUGGAGAGGCUGAUGAAAGCACAAACUGUUGGCGAUCCCUCAAGCUUGGAGUUUAUGAGAAGCAGAAGGGUUUUUGAAAUCAAUCCAGAACAUCCCAUAAUCAAAACUUUGAAUGCUGUGUGCAAGAGCAAUCCGAAUGAUGAGGAAGCUCUGAGGGCAAUUGAUCUUUUAUACGACACAGCUUUAAUUUCCAGUGGUUUCACUCCUGAGAGUCCUGCACAGCUUGGAGGAAAAAUUUAUGAGAUGAUGAACAUGGCUCUUCUAGGCAAGUGGGGUGCAUCUGCAGAUGGGUUUCAGCAGCAAGUAAAUCCCACUUCAUACGUGCCAGAAACGAUUGAAGCUGAGGUCGUCGAGCCCACUGAAGCUGGUUCGAAAAAAUGAUAGGUGAAGACACUCAUAUAUCCAUGCCUUGGUAGUGAUAUGCAUAGUAGUUUCAGUAGAGUUGGUCAGAUUGAGAUCCAUGAUGGACGUUGCCGCACUUUUAGUCUGUUGUGCUGCGCUGACAAAUUAUCAGGGCAUGGACGAGGUAUGUAGUUUUGUUCCAAGAGAAACAUGUUUUCCGAGUGAUAACUGCAGGAGCAAAGAAUGUUGAUUAUCACGAAUUUGAAUAGAAAAUGAAUAGAUGUAAUAAGAAAUUAUUAUUCACAGAAGCUGGUGAUGUCUGUUUCAUCAGUAAGAGUUAUAUGAUCACUGGAUCUUCUUAUUGGUUUUGUAGUCAUUGCAACGCGAAUUGCCUUCUCCUCCGUUAGUUAGAUUAACAGGCGUUAGUUGUUGAUAUCAGCCAAACAUAUUAGGUAACCUAUCUAUUUUUGUUCUUGGUAGGAAUAGGAUGUUUUGUAAUCUUCUGCUGACCAAAAUACUUGGGGAGGGGAGGGUGAAUUUGUAAUUUCAAAUGGGAUUGAAGACUUGCAAAUUUGGCCAA